AUGAAGGCGAUGCGUACAGCGGUGCCUGUGGCCAUCCUGGCCCUCGUCGUGUGCCUCGCCCCCGUGGCGAUGGCGAGCCUGCACGCGGACGAGACGCUGGCGUCACAGUUCGCGGCAUUCAAGCAGCGGCACGGCAAGAUGUACGGGAGCGCUGCGGAGGAGGCGUACCGUCUGCGCGUGUUCAAGGACAACCUGUUCGUCACGCGGCUGCACGCUGCCGCGAACCCGCACGCGACGUUCGGCGUCACACCGUUCUCUGACCUCACACGCGAGGAGUUCGAGGCCCGCUACCACAACGCUGCAGCACACUUCGCGGCGGCUGCAAUGAUAGCAGCGCCCCGCCGUACUGUAUUAUUAAAGGCUUCGAUUAAGUGA
This is a messenger RNA of Trypanosoma grayi, 375 nucleotides long. Its product is annotated as cruzipain precursor. The transcript has a single exon. The coding region runs from base 1 to 375 and encodes 124 amino acids. NCBI's taxonomy places the organism in Eukaryota, Euglenozoa, Kinetoplastea, Trypanosomatida, Trypanosomatidae. The record is from RefSeq and is a predicted model, not a curated record.